Magnolia sinica is the source of this 1853-nucleotide messenger RNA. Its product is annotated as IAA-amino acid hydrolase ILR1-like 3. Gene Ontology annotation, cellular component: endoplasmic reticulum. The record is from RefSeq and is a predicted model, not a curated record. The transcript is spliced from 5 exons. Gene Ontology annotation, molecular function: IAA-Ala conjugate hydrolase activity. Lineage: Eukaryota; Viridiplantae; Streptophyta; Magnoliopsida; Magnoliales; Magnoliaceae. The coding region runs from base 102 to 1397 and encodes 431 amino acids. Gene Ontology annotation, biological process: auxin metabolic process.
GGUACCUGGCGAGGUACGGCGCCGCAAAUGCUGUAGAGAUGGUCUGAUUAACUCUGCCUGCACUUGUCUCCCACUCCAUCAGCGCCAUUGAAGAUUCUUCAAUGGAGUUUCCUUCUCUUCUUCUCUUCUCUCUCAUGUCCUCGACCUUCCUCCUCUCAUGGGCUUCCCGGAAUUCAUCCCCCCAAGUCGGAAUUCUCGCCCGGGAGCUCCUCGAAUCGGCUCGGGACCCCCACUUCUUCGACUGGAUGAAGAGCAUAAGAAGAAGAAUCCAUGAGCAUCCAGAGCUUGCUUUCGAAGAGUAUAAGACUAGCGAAUUGAUCCGAUCCGAGCUCGACUCGAUUGGGAUCGAGUAUUCAUGGCCGUUCGCAAAAACGGGCCUCGUCGCUUCGAUUGGGUCUAGCGGGUACCCUUGGUUUUCUCUAAGGGCAGACAUGGAUGCUCUUCCUUUGCAGGAAAUGGUGGAAUGGGAGCAUAAGAGCAAGCAUGACGGUAAGAUGCAUGCCUGUGGUCAUGAUGCCCAUGUAACAAUGCUACUCGGAGCGGCUAAGUUGCUUCACCGUCGAAAGGAUGAAUUGAAGGGGACCAUCAAGCUCGUUUUCCAACCAGCGGAAGAGAGUUAUGCCGGCGCAUACCAUAUGUUACAAGAGGGUGCGUUUGAGAAUGUACAGGCGAUCUUCGGACUACAUGUUAAUCCUGGUUUGCAGACUGGGGCUAUUGCUUCAAGACCAGGUCCCAUUAUGGCUGCAUCGGCACGAUUCGUGGCCACAAUUCAAGGGAAAGGUGGGCAUGCAGCAAGUCCACACAAAAGCAAAGAUCCAGUACUCGCCACAUCCUUUGCAAUCCUUGCCCUCCAGCAGCUUAUUUCUCGAGAAUCAGAUCCUCUUGACAGCAGAGUAGUCUCAGUUGGAUUUGUUAAGGGUGGAGAAGCACACAAUGCAAUCCCAGAGUCUGUGAAAUUUGGAGGAACUUUCAGGAGCAUGACAACUGAUGGUCUCUCUUACUUGAUCCAAAGGAUCAGAGAGGUCAUAGAGACGCAGUCGGCGGUGCACCGUUGUUCAGCGACAGUGGACUUCAUGGAGAAGAAACUGAGACCGUACCCGGCGACGGUAAAUGACGAAGCAUUAUACGAGCAUACAAAGCAGGUGGGAGAGGAACUAGUUGGAGAAAACAAGGUGCAUUUGAGCCCGAUGACCAUGGGAGCUGAAGACUUCGGCUUCUACUCGAAUAAGAUGCCGAGUGUUAUGUUUUCUGUGGGGAUAAAUAACAAGACGUCAGAGACGAUCCCGCCCCUGCACUCUCCCUACUUCUACCUUGACGACAAUGCUCUUCCAGUAGGAGCAGCUCUACACGCUGCGGUUGCAAUCACUUACUUGGAUAGCCAAGUCGGUGAUUUCUAAGUGGUAUGUGCAUUUCGGGCCUUUUGAUUCGUAACGGUCGUUUGGACCUAAAAACGAAGAAGAAGUCUAUAAAAAUCUCGUGGGCCUGCACGAAAAACUCUGCAUUAGAAAAAAACUCAUGCGGAGUUUUUCCUACAGGAAAACUAAAAACUUUCGAAUUUUAGCUUAAAAUUUAAAAAAAUUUCAUUUUCAAGGAAACCCGAUAAAGCAACCACUUGGUGACGAGUGUCCGAGUUAUUCAAUAAGCCUUUCUCUGAGGGCUUGUUUGGAUGCUGGUUAGUUCUUUUAAGUUGUAAGUGACUUGUACGUAAGCCACUUACAUGUAAAACUUACAGGUAAUUUGUCUGGAUGUAAGCUAUAAGUUACUUACAAGUAAAUUAAUUUUUCUAUUUGGAUAACGUGUAAAUUACUUACGGGUAGAAAGUUGUAUAUUCACAUCGAGCAAAGAAUGGAUUA